CCGUUUUAUGUGAAAACGUGUAUUUUUAGACUUGCAGCUCAUCUGAAUACAGAAAAAGACGAGAAUAUGAACAAUACUAUUGAUAGAAUAAGUAAUGGUUUUUUGGUGCGGAGGUGAGGGGAGUUGUGUUGUUUUUCUUUGCCAGUCUCCUCCUCACAGCCAAUAGUAAGUUCGGAUCGACUCCCCUCUUCUUUUUUCCCCCUGCUCCUUCGCUCCCUCCUCGUGCUGUCCUCCCCGUGCACGCGCGUGGUACCCACGGUCGUGAGGAGGAGGAGGAUGUUGCGCGUGAAGGGGAAAUGGCUGCCGAAAACAAGCCGGAAGGACUGAAGAAAGUUCGUAAUCCGGAUCGAAUGUACAGAUCAGCAGUGUGUUAUGCUGGCCACGGUCCACCUAAGAGUAUCAGUGAUGACACAGAGACGAACAAUGAACAUGGACAUUUGAAAAUAUACCUGCCCAAGAAGCUGCUUGAAUGUCUACCAAAAUGCACGUCGCUGCCAAAGGAGAGACACCGGUGGAACACUAAUGAGGAAAUUGCAGCUUACUUGAUAACAUUUGAAAAGCAUGAAGAAUGGCUAACGACAUCCCCUAAAACAAGGCCUCAGAAUGGGUCGAUGAUACUCUACAAUAGGAAGAAGGUGAAGUACAGAAAAGAUGGCUACUGCUGGAAGAAAAGAAAAGACGGGAAGACCACGCGGGAGGAUCACAUGAAGUUGAAAGUGCAAGGAGUUGAGUGUCUGUAUGGCUGUUACGUCCACUCCUCCAUCAUCCCCACCUUCCACCGUAGGUGCUACUGGCUGCUCCAGAACCCUGAUAUCGUCCUUGUUCACUAUUUGAAUGUUCCAGCCAUUGAGGAUUGUGGGAAACCAUGCGGGCCGAUACUGUGCUCCAUCAAUACCGACAAGAAAGAAUGGGCCAAGUGGACCAAGGAGGAGCUGAUUGGCCAGCUCAAGCCAAUGUUUCAUGGCAUCAAGUGGACUUGCAGCAAUGGGAACAGCAGCUCUGGCUUCUCAGUGGAGCAGCUAGUGCAACAGAUUCUGGACAGCCACCAGACUAAGCCACCUCCCCGGACUCACAACUGCCUCUGCACUGGUACCCUGGGUGCUGGGAGCAGUGUACACCACAAAUGUAACAGCGCCAAACACCGCAUCAUCUCUCCAAAAGUUGACGCCCGUUCUGGAGGCUACAGCAAUGCACACUCUGAGGUCCAAAACAAUGACGUGUCAGAGGGGAAGACCGAGCACAAUGCCCAUGGUGGAAGCAAAAGCUCUGGGAGUGGAGGUGGAGGGGGCAGCGCCAGGGAGAAACGCAAUGGCAAAGUCCAUAAGCCUAUCCUGCUGCAUCAGAACAGCACAGAGGUGUCAUCCACCAACCAGGUGGAGGUCCCGGACACCACGCAGAACUCCCCUGUCUCCAUCAGCAGUGGCCUCAACAGUGAUCCAGAUAUGGCAGACAGCCCUGUGGUGACAGGAAUGAGUCAUGUGGCCUCAGUCAUGUCCAGCCUGUCCCAAAGUGUGUUUAUGUCUGAGGUCCCUGGAGACCCUGUCUACAGCAUGUCACCUACUGGGGGUCCCAAUCCUCACCUGAUGGGUCCUGAUGCCACUUCACAGGGCUUGGUGCUGUCUGUGAAUGCUGAUCGUCACAAAUUUGCCUUCCCUGGUGGAGGAGGAGUAGGGGAACCCGGAACAACCACAGCAGGAAAUAAUCUGUCCAUGUUGUCCACAGCUGGGGUAUCGGAGGAACUGGUGCUAAGCAGCAGUCUGGACUCUGGAAGCAUAAAGAUCCCAGAGACUACCAUGAACUUUGACCCGGACUGCUUUCUAAACAAUCCCAAACAGGGCCAGACAUAUGGAGGCAGUGCACUGAAGACAGAGGGCAACUCCUCCUCAGCCUCUUCUGGGGGAAGCAGUAAUACCAAUGGAAAUCUGCAGCGCUCUCCCACCAUGUCGGACAAUGGGUACACUUUCAGCUCAGCUCUCGUGAAGAACAUCAAGACAGAAGAUACUUCCUUUGAGCAGCAUCUGGCCAAAGAGAGUGGCUACCAGGUGGGUGGAGUGGUAAACUGUGGAAGUGGAGUCUCUGUGUCAUCUGGUGGGACCUCAGGCCAAGGCAACCUUGGUUUAACUUCAGCAGGUUCCUUGCUUCCCUCUGGCGGGGCUCUUAGUCCCAGCACUACCUUGGAGCAGAUGGAUUUCAGUGCCAUUGAUGCCAAGCAAGACUAUACAUCUGGUGCUACCACGGUGACCUACGGUCAGGCCCUGCCCAGUCCUCACAUGCAACACCAAAAUCGUUCACCCAGCUUCUUCCUCCAGGAUGCUUCUCAACCCAACCAGAAUCAACAAGGGAGGCCCGGCAUGGGACAGAAAACACACAUGAUGGAGCACAACUCCCACGACUCUGGAGUUUAUAUGGGGCUGCAGGUGGUGAAAUCCGACUCUACCGGCACCAAUGGACAUCUUCAUCACCACCAUCAGGCUCAUCAGGCCCAGCACAGAACCAACUGUAAUGGAGGCUCACCCACAGAAGGGCCUGGUCAGGCUGGCUCCCUGCAGUUGUUGCAGUACCAGGGCAGCUUUCCAGGACUGGGCUCUGAGCAUGAGGAGGUGGUUGGUUUGGAGCAGCCUGGCAGUGUGGGUUCAGGUCAAGCUGGAGCCUCAGAGAGUGGAGCUGACAAUCUGCUCAAGCCAGCAGAUCAUAUUCAAACCUGUGGAGCUGGAAAUGGAGAGGGAGGAGGAGCAGAGCACUACCUGCAACAAGCUUCAGACAGUGGAGGGGUGGGGACAGGAAAUACAGGUGAAGGAAUAGCUAUUCAUAAUGGAAACAACAACAGCGAUGGCAGCAACCGCACCCAGCAGCAACAACAGCUACAGCCUCUACUCCAAGGCACAAACAUGGUACAAGGCCUGUAUAACGCAGUAGGAACCCACCAAAGCUUAAGUGGAGCAGCCAGUAAUGGAGGAGCAGGAGGAACAGGCAUGGAGAUCAGUCUGGACCAUUUUGACAUAUCAUUUGGAAACCAGUUUUCUGACCUGAUUAAUGACUUCAUCUCAGUGGACGGUGGUGGAACUGCCAUGUCAACUGCAGGGGCCCUAUAUGCUCACCAGCUGGUCACGUCUCACAGCUCAGAAAAUCAGAGCACAGCAGGUGGACCCGCCCAGCAGGGCCAAGAGGAUGGAGGCGCUAGAGGAUCUGGCUAUAGCCCCUCAGAUCUCUGCCUCCAACCCUGCUGCAGUCCCCAGUCUUUGGGGGGAAGGGCUGGGGCAGAAGGGAACACGGGGGAAGCAGGCUCGCUGUCCUACAUGAACGUCGCAGAGGUGGUUUCUGCAGCUGUUGCCCAGGGGGCUCUGGGGAUGCUGCAGGCCACGGGGCGCCUCUUCAUGGUCACUGACUACUCCCCUGAGUGGUCCUAUCCUGAGGGUGGAGUGAAGGUGCUGAUCACUGGUCCCUGGCAAGAAGCCAACUCAAACUACAGCUGCUUGUUUGACCAGAUCUCAGUCCCAGCAUCUCUCAUUCAGCCAGGGGUGCUGCGUUGCUACUGCCCAGCUCAUGACACCGGCCUGGUGACACUGCAGGUGGCUAUCAGUAACCAGAUCAUAUCCAACUCGGUGGUGUUUGAGUACAAGGCUCGUGCUCUUCCAUCACUGCCGUCAUCUCAGCACGACUGGCUUUCUCUGGAUGACAACCAGUUUAGAAUGUCUAUCCUGGAGCGCUUGGAGCAGAUGGAGAGGAGGAUGGCAGAGAUGGCCAGCCACCAGCAGUCGAGCAGUGCAGGGAGUGGUGGAGCUGGGGGAGGAACAGGAGGAGGAGGCAGUGGGGGAGGAGGUGGUGGGGGAGGAAACAACAGUCAGUCACAGUGUAUAUCUGGCCAAAUUCAGGCCAGCAGUUCCUUUGAGAGCCGUGUUGUGGUGGUCUGUGAGAAGAUGAUGAGCAGAGCUUGCUGGGCCAAGUCCAAACAUUUAAUCCACUCCAAGACCUUUAGAGGCAUGACACUCCUUCACCUCGCUGCUGGCCAGGGCUACGCUACCCUCAUUCAGACACUCAUCAAGUGGCGCACAAAGCAUGCUGAUAGUAUUGAUUUAGAGCUGGAAGUGGACCCCCUUAAUGUGGAUCACUUUUCCUGCACACCCUUGAUGUGGGCAUGUGCUCUGGGUCACCUGGAGGCAGCAGUGGUGUUGUAUAAAUGGGACAGGCGUGCCCUAGCUAUCCCGGACUCCCUGGGUCGCUUACCCUUGUCAAUUGCUCGCUCUCGUGGACAUACUAAAUUGGCUGAAUGUCUGGAGCAGCUACAGAGGGAAGAGCAACAACCCCCGGGCCCUCUGCCCCCCACUACACGUAUGUCUUUUUCUCCAGCCCCUGAUUCAGCCACCACAGACAGCUGGAUGGCCAGCUGGGCGAGUGACAGUAUCGUUGCCCCAAGUGGCAAGAAAGGAGCUCCAACCACCACAACAACCAUGUCCAGUACCACCAGCCUAAACCCAGACUUGAGAAGGCCCAGGUCAGAGCCUUCAAACUACUACAGCAGUGAGGGCCAAAGAGACCUCCCACUAGCCAAAAAACACAAACCCAACCCAGAGUUGUUUCACACCCAGCCCGACAAGGCUGCGUCUGUUCCUCUGAGUCUGGAGCAACAACAACUCACCAAGCUGUCCCCUUCCACAAAGAGCAUGUCCACAGAAGGCCUGAGUGCAGACAAAGGUCAUCCCACAGGAGGCAGCAUUGGAACAUCUAGGUGGCCUUCCAGAGAGAGCUUUUCCUGUAACAACUUGGGCAGGAAGGUGCUGGGGAUCAGUGGAGGCAGUAGCUUGGGAAGGGAGAAACUGGCCAAUCGUCUGCGGCAGCGGGAUCAGCUGGGCAUGCUGGUGAUGACGGACAGAGAAAUGGCUGAUUCUGAACUUCUUUCGUAUCGAGAGGAUCUAGAAAACCAGGCCUGUCUCACACAGAUGGAUGACCUGCAGGCAAAUAUGAUGACCCUGGCAGAGCACAUCAUUGAAGCAACGCCAGAGAGAAUCAAAAGAGAGAACUUUCCCACAACAGAAUCCGUGCCCUUAGAUCCAUCAGGGGUCAGUAACACCAUGAGCUGGCUGGCAAACUACCUGGGAAAUGUGGAGCAGUUGCCAAGCAUUGUUCACCUACGGCCUCUGUAUAAUGAGCCUCUGACUCCGUCCUCCAAUCCAAGCUUGAGUCCCGGGGGUUCCCCAUUGGGAGAAGGGACUCUGGACAGAUCGGCGGUCCCUUCUCCAGCAGACUGGAGUGAAUUCAUCAAUGCCUCCAACAGCAAGGUGGAACGAGACCUGGCCCAGUUGACUUUGUCUGACCCAGAGCAGAGAGAGCUGUAUGAGGCUGCCCGGCUAGUUCAAACUGCUUUCCGCAAGUACAAGGGGCGGCCCCUCAGAGAGCAACAGGAAGUAGCAGCCGCUGUAAUACAACGGUGUUACAAGAAAUAUAAACAGCUAACAUGGAUAGCCUUGAAGUAUGCACUUUAUAAGAAGAUGACGCAGGCCGCCAUCCUUAUCCAGAGUAAAUUCCGCAGCUACCACGAGCAGAAGAAGUUCCAGCAGAGCAAGAGGGCUGCUGUACUCAUUCAGCAAUACUACCGCAGCUAUAAAGAGUUUGGCCGGCUGAGGCCGCGCCACCACGGGGCCGCUGCCACCCUGGUGCAGCACAAACUGAGAGGUAGUCUGCUCACAAAGAGGCAGGAUCAGGCUGCCAGGAAGAUCAUGAGAUUCCUGCGACGUUGCCGCCAUAGCCCCUUGAUGGACCAUAGACUGUUCAAGCGGGGUGAAAGAAUUGAAAAGGGCCAGGGAACAUGAGACCCCUCAGAAGAGCCCCCUUGCGAUGUGACAUCACUCUCCUAACUACUCUGUCCUCUUUUUGUUUCAACCCAAGACAUUUUACAAGAGAACAGAAAAAAACAUCAAUGCAAACACUAAUUAUUACUUCUAUAGCAGUGUUACUGGUUCGGCUAAUAUUACAUCUUCAUGUUUUUUUUUCUACUUUUGUUUUUUUCCAUGUUUGUCUUCCUUCCACUGACUUGAUUUUGCUGGGAGAGUGGCAACGUCUUCUACUGGAUAACAAACUGAAACGAUAGGGGAGGGGGACAUUUGCUUGCUGGCAUUUUUUGCACUUUUUUCAUGGAUUGCUUUGCUCUUUUUUGAUAUAAAAAAACGGUCUGGACUUUGCAGAAAAGCGACACACAACAGGGUGGUCUGUCAGAUGGAAGGACCUCAAAGGACUGCAGCAGAAGAUCUCAGAGGACACACAUACCAUGCAGAAACAUUCUGGGCUCUAACUGUGUUUUCAUGAGUACUUUUUUUUAAAGUGACAAACCAUUUCAUUAAAAAACAAAACAAAAAAAAGACUUUUUUGAGCCAAUUUAUCAAUAACUCCCACGCCGACUGCUGUCAACUGCUCCAGACUGUACGGUAUUCGGUUUAGCCCCUUUAGCUUCGCCUGUCCUCCUGUGCGCCCCACCAGUCUGCCCACACGAGUGGAGCUACAAUUGAAUGUAGUGGGGUUGAAACACGCAGAGGCAAACUUUGGAUGAAAUAUUUAUGUUUAACAUUUCUUGAGAGAAUAAGAAUAUGCUUUAUUGUAUAUAAAUAUUGUCACUUUACUUGAAUUUGUUUCAUAUUGUUCAAUGUAUUUCUCCCAUCAUGUCCGAUGUAUUGGUGAUCUGUAUCUUCAGGCUAUAUGUUGUUAAAUUCUACAAAGAAAAAAAAAUGCAUGACUUGUUGUCAAGAAAAGUCUUUGCUUGUGUACUUAUGGUCUAGUCUCUCAGCCUAUCCUUUUUCAUAUCUUACUUUAGUGGCUCAUGUUUCCAUGGUCUCCUGCGUAAGAGCCUGUUUCAUUUUUCUAAGGAAGCUUUUCUGUGUUGGCUUUAUUUAACUUGUUCUUAGCCAAUGCCCCCCUCCACCCUACUCAAACACGACAUAAGAACUUGCCAAUUUUGUGUUCGGGUCAUCCAGGUUUUUUUAUUUUGCUGUUUUUCUUUCUUCUUUUCCAUGAACUUCAGAGCCUUGUGCUGGCUUUUGAGGGGAAGAUCACAUACAUUGCCUUGACGUCUUAGAGAUUCUUUGAGGGGUCCCUAAGCUUGUCCCAAAAUAGGGGUUUGACAAAUCCAUAUUUUUGACAAUUGAGUGAUUUCUGUAUAUAGCAAAGGCUGAAAGUACGUAGGUAAAAACAUGCUCCUUACAGGGACUGUAUUUUAGAAAUAUUUUAUUUUAUUCAUUAAAAAUGGGUCAAAAACAGGUAUGAGACAAAAACAGAAUAUUUGUAUAGUUUUGUUUGAAUGCCGAAGAAGUAUGGUUGUAUUGUUUGUAUAUAGUGUAAAUAUCUGGGAUCAAAAUGAGCUAUGUGCAUGAAAAGUAUGAACAGAGUAAAAAUUCGAGGGAGGGGGGAGAAAAAAAACAACAAAAGCAGUAGUGGCUAUGCUCUGUAAAAUGAAAAACUAUUUCACUAUUGAAGUAUUUAACUUUAUUUUGUUUGUCUGUCAGACAACAUUUUGCUAAAGCAUGAUAUUAUUGCAAUAUUUGAAGAAGAAAAAAUUAAAAUACUGUAUUUAGCAUUAGGAAGGGUCUUCAAAAUUAUCUUAAUAAAAAAUUAUCCUAUUUUUUUUUUCUUUUCUUUUUUUUUUGGGCUCCCAAGAAACUUUUGCCAAUGGUGCCAAGGUAUGAGUAUGCUAUAUACCUGGGGAAGAUAGUGUAGUAGAUUUUUUGCAGAACAGAUAAUCAUACAGUACAACACACAGUAGUUCAGAUGACUAUAAUGGCUAACAAUAGCAGAAACAACAGAGGUUACAGAGUUCCCUGAAUCAAACAAAAUUGCAUUUAUCUUUGUCUCCUGCAUCUCUGCAGAUCUGUGGAACAUUUAUUCAUUACUGAAUUUAGCAUAUCAAAGUUUUUCACUUUUUGUUGUCAAUGAAAACAGAAUGUGAUCUCAAGUUGUCUGAGCUUAAAGAUUGUAAAUGGCAGCCUUGCCCAAUGGAUAACUAUGAAGCCCUCCCCAUCAAUAUGGUCUAAAACAAUGUUGUUUAUUGCUUUUAACGAACAUUCUCUUGCAUCCGGUUCUGAUAUAUGGUUUAACAGAAAUGCCCUCCGUUGCAAACUGGUUGCAGUGUUUCCUAAAUACUUAGUGCUUCUUGAGAAAUGUCCUUGAUCAAGGCUGCCAGUGUCUCAAAAGACGUAUUCUAUGUGGAGCAAAAUAAUUCACCCUGGAAAGUGUGUGAAAAACUGUUUUUGACUGUGUUGCUUUUCUUUAUUAUUAUUUUACUUUUUUUGUUAUGCAAUUUAGCGCACAUUUGCUAACAUGAACCAUUCUCACUGUCAAAGGUGCUAAGAUGAUUUUAGCCAGGAAGCCAGGACUGCACAUGAGAUAAAAGGACUGUAGUAAAUAUCCUAGAAAACCAUCUAUGAAGCAUGAGAUGUUACUUUACAUCAGACCUAAAAGAAAAACUGUUGCCAAUUUCUACAAUAUUUAACUCCCGUACAGUGUUUUUUUCCCUGUCAGACAUUUAUAAGGAUAAAUUGGUAUUUCUAGGGUUCAUUGACCAUGUUUUUUUUUUACUCACAUAAUAACUGGGACCUCUUUGGUUUAUGUAGAAAGUGCCUAUUCAUAUUCUCUUAGCAGCAGUCCAGUUUUGUGAGUGUGUUUAAUGCACCUGAAGAGAAUGCUUAUGAUCACGCACACAUCUAGUGCCGGAUCAUUAUCAACCAACAUGAUUGCCAGUUUUGCUCUAACACUCACCAAAGGUACAUUUUACAAGCAGCAGUAUAAACAUAGUUCUCCAGCUUUCAUCCUCAUUUCCUCCCUCAUGCCUUUGUAUCCACUUUCCAACAGAACAGCUUUUUUUUAUUUUGAAAUGCCACUACUGGGGUUUGUUGCAUCCAUCUACCCUUUAGUCUGUGGUUAGAAUGCAUAGCCAAAUGCAAUGUUGUGGCAAAAAAGGCAAAGGAUUUAUUAUGCUUGCAUGGGUUAAAAUAGUUAACUGGGUGACCAAGCUGCACCUAUAGCAUGCUUACUUUCCUUGAAUCGGUAGUCGGAUAGUCAAAAGACAUAGCUGUCUGUAAAGCGAUGAACAUUGGUUUGAUGUGUCACAGAACUCAGAAAGACAGAGGGCAUGUGACCAGAGGAAAAACCUGGAGUGAAACCAAUGAUCAACACUCAGCAACGGCCGAGGCUUUCAUGACAAAGCACGAUGACAGGAUAGUUUUUAGAGCGAGCCCUGACGUUUUCAUUUUCUUUGAAGUAUUCAUUGAUAUUGUUACCAGUGUACUCCCCCCCGAUUCUCACAAACGGACAAUGGCGGAGACAUUGGGACUUUGCAAACAAAUUUACCUGUGCACACAACUACACGCACCACACACACACUUAGGUUUGUCAGUUUCACUCGAGAAUUGAGUGGUGACAGCCGCUUUGCUCUUUUUCCAGGCUGAGGGACAGGUUCACCUCCCUUCUGUAUUUUACUCAGGGUGCCAAAAAUGGGGAGGAGGAAACAGAGCGGGACGUGAUUCACAGCAACAAAAAAUUCAUGGAAUAGGUACAUAAUCAGAUUAAAAGAAAAAAGUUAAAACAGCUAAAAGAAAUAGCAUAUUUAUUUCUUCUCAGCAACCUUGAGCAUAGCAGACACAAGUGAAUCCCUGGAAUAGAGUCAAUUUACACAUAUAAAUCUAUACAAAGCUCUUCAGGAGAAAUGAUUUGACAAUUGUUUUCAACAGAAACCUGUCAAGUCAUUGUAUAAUAAUUCUGGCCACUUAUUUGGGCCUUUGAUUUAUCUUGAGUGUCAAAGCAUAGAGGAUAAUUAGGAUUAAGAAUGUAGUUGCAACCUUGAGCAUAGCAGACACAAGUGAAUCCCUGGAAUAGAGUCAAUUUACACAUAUAAAUCUAUACAAAGCUCUUCAGGAGAAAUGAUUUGACAAUUGUUUUCAACAGAAACCUGUCAAGUCAUUGUAUAAUAAUUCUGGCCACUUAUUUGGGCCUUUGAUUUAUCUUGAGUGUCAAAGCAUAGAGGAUAAUUAGGAUUAAGAAUGUAGUUGCACCUGCAAAUCUUGUUUUACUGCCAUUUAUGUGUGGGAUGACGGGCUAGUUGAUAGGCACUCUUCUUAGCAUCAAUCAGUUUCACGAUGUUCUGUGAACUGGCCUGGGUAUCUGCCUUUCCUCCUCUUUUAUUUCCGAAGCACCCAAACCAGAGAAAGGUAGGCGCAUCAGGACAACAGAACUGAGCAGUUUUACAGCGUUAUUCCACUUGUUGACACAGAGCAAUAAAGAACUAUUUUGUGGAGACAUAUAGACCUAGCAGAGUUCAAAAAUGAUUGGACACAUGUAGUCGACUUACUCUUAUGCAAAUGCCAGGAUUGCAAGACAAGCAUUCAGUAGUUUAUGGACAGCAAUUAUAUGGCACCCUUUAUCGAAUUGCACGUUUUCAUUGAAUCCAAACGGAAAAGAAGAGAAAAAAAAAGACCCUGCUUUGAUAGAAAGUACGGGUCCUCACUUUGCAUGUGAACUAGUGUUAGAUCUCUUUUCCUCUCCUCUAUAGCUGUCUUUCUCUCUGUCUUUCCCUGUUAUGUGACCCGACUUUUCUCUGCUCCCAAACCUUAGAAGUUUCAUCUCCUCUUGGUUCUCCUCAUGUGUUUUUCUUUCCUCCUUUUUUUUAAAUUCCAAUCCCUUGUUUGUAAGUUUUAUUUUUGUAAUUGUGCAUGUAAAAGCGUCACUGACUCGAUGGAUAUGUUAAAAAAAA
Molecule: messenger RNA, 10729 nt
Organism: Oryzias latipes (Japanese medaka)
Lineage: Eukaryota; Metazoa; Chordata; Actinopteri; Beloniformes; Adrianichthyidae
Gene: camta1a
Product: calmodulin binding transcription activator 1a
Biological process (GO): regulation of transcription by RNA polymerase II
Cellular component (GO): nucleus
Molecular function (GO): protein binding; double-stranded DNA binding; transcription coregulator activity
Source: RefSeq, a predicted model, not a curated record